Salvia miltiorrhiza (redroot sage) is the source of this 856-nucleotide messenger RNA. RefSeq names its product 40S ribosomal protein S26-3-like. The record is from RefSeq and is a predicted model, not a curated record. Gene Ontology annotation, biological process: translation. The transcript has 5 exons. Gene Ontology annotation, molecular function: mRNA binding; structural constituent of ribosome. Lineage: Eukaryota; Viridiplantae; Streptophyta; Magnoliopsida; Lamiales; Lamiaceae. Gene Ontology annotation, cellular component: ribosome; cytosolic small ribosomal subunit. The coding region runs from base 276 to 659 and encodes 127 amino acids.
CUAAGUUAUUGAAAUCACCAAUUGAAUUUUAUUGAUUCUUUUUUUUAAAUUGGCAAGGAGCAAGCGGAAUAAUUAAUUCUGGAAUAAAUACUUGUAGUCAUAUAAAAUGAGAGAUCUUCACUCUUAGGGUUUGAGGCGCCGCACACAAGCUAUAGGAAUUCUAGACUCUUCUCCCCAAACUCAACCCUAAAUCUUCACUCAUAUCUCUGCGGGAGUGCCACUCUCACUGAUUUUCACUGAUUUUCACCAAUCGUAUCAAUUCUUGUCUGUCGAGAAUGACGUUUAAGAGAAGGAACGGCGGUCGCAACAAGCACGGUCGUGGACACACCAAAUUCAUCCGCUGCUCCAACUGUGGUAAAUGCUGCCCCAAGGACAAAGCUAUCAAGAGAUUUUUGGUGAGGAACAUUGUCGAGCAAGCUGCAGUUAGGGAUGUACAAGAAGCUUGUGCUUUUGAUGGGUACACCCUUCCCAAGCUGUACGUGAAGAUGCAAUACUGUGUCUCAUGUGCCAUUCACUCUAAGGUGGUGAGGGUUCGUUCAGUUACGGAUAGGAGAAACAGAGAGCCCCCACAGCGCUUCAGGCGCCCAAGGGAUGAUAUGCCAAAGCCCGGUCAAGCUCCUCGCCCAGGUGGCCCCCCUCCUCAAGCUCCUCGCACUUGAUAUGCUUGCUCGCCUAGGUGGCCCCCCUCAAGCUUUUAUGUGCAAACAGAAUUAUUGAAUUCAGUAAACUGCUCGUUAUUUCUUAUUUUAAAGUGCAUGUUGUCCAUUUUAUGAAAUCUUUACCUGUCUGCAAAAUGACAUGAUAUUUUUUCUUUGAAUUAUUAUAAAAACGUUAACAGGUUGUGUCGUUUGCAGAA